AUGGAAAAUAUAAAUGUGCAGGGAGUGGUGGCAUCAGGAAUAGCAUUUGCAGUGCAGAUAUGGUGCAUAGACAAAGGUGGGCCGGUGUUCGUCGCUGUGUACCAACCUGUGCAGACGCUCAUCGUAGCAAUUAUGGCCUCCAUCGUUUUAGGCGAGGAGUUCCAUUUGGGAGGGAUUAUUGGUGCGGUGUUCAUCGUAGCAGGCCUCUACCUGGUCCUGUGGGGUAAAAGCGAAGAGCGCAAAUUCGCAAAGCCAAAGGUCGCGAUCCAGUCCACUCAGGACCACGGGAACAACAGAACUUCCAGCCACAUCGCGCCGUCCCUUGCUCAGCCGCUGCUCCCACCGACGUCCGAUGAGUUUGACCGGCGAGCAUCUUUGAACUCUUGA
This is a messenger RNA of Eucalyptus grandis, 387 nucleotides long. Its product is annotated as protein WALLS ARE THIN 1-like. The record is from RefSeq and is a predicted model, not a curated record. Gene Ontology annotation, molecular function: transmembrane transporter activity. Gene Ontology annotation, cellular component: plasma membrane. Bases 1 to 387 code for a protein of 128 amino acids. The transcript has 2 exons. NCBI's taxonomy places the organism in Eukaryota, Viridiplantae, Streptophyta, Magnoliopsida, Myrtales, Myrtaceae.